Porites lobata is the source of this 999-nucleotide messenger RNA. Lineage: Eukaryota; Metazoa; Cnidaria; Anthozoa; Scleractinia; Poritidae. The record is from the annotation of a GenBank genome assembly.
AUGGCGAACAACUCUCAAAUUGGAUCAAGUUCCCACGACCCCCUAAAACGUUCUUACAGUCAAAUUGGUUUGGAAGUGGCCUUGGCUAUUCUAAUCUCCCUCAUGUCCUUCCUCGGCAACUUAUUAGUUGUCUAUGUUGUCCAUAAAGACUCCAGACUCAAGAGCUUGACGAAUAUAUUCAUCCAAAACCUGGCAUUGACUGACAUUGCCAUGGCAACGCUACACAUGCCCUAUUGGGUAAUAAGCCUGUAUACAGGGACUUGGAUUUUUAGCGAGACGUGGUGUGAUUUUCAAGCCUUGAUUGAGGCUACGUUAGGAAUUGCCUCUAUCCUCAAUAUGGGACUUAUCGCCUUCAACCGAUAUAUCCGAGUUGUCAAACCAGCGCAGCUUUACAGCAGGCUUUUCCCUAGCAAGAAAAUGGCCCGAGUCUAUAGCGCCCUCGUAUGGAUAUCUUCCAUGCUUCUUGCAUCACCGCCAUUGUACGGUUGGGGCAAGAUGGUGUACCACCCUACAUAUGCUAUCUGCAGUUUUAACUGGGAAAUCGAGCAUAUUUCAUAUGUCAUAAUACUCGUGGGCGGAGUGAACAACACGACCACAAUUGCAAUAUUUUACUGCUACUACAAAAUUUACAAGACUCUUAAAGAAAGCAGUAACAAUCUAAAUGCCCUUAGCACAGAUGACGGAGCGAUAUUUUCUGGACGUCCUCGAGCUGAUAUUAGAGUCUUGAAAACCAGUUUCACUGUCGUUUGUGUAUUUCUGAUAAUAUGGGGACCAGUGACUGUUGUUGUGGUAAUGGAGUCCGCUGAGUAUUUUGUCGCUAGGGAGGUUUCCACGGCAGUUUUUUUCCUUAUGUUCACAGGUAGUUUAGUAAAUCCAUUUAUAUACGGGAUUAUGAAUCCUCAGCUCCGAGCGGCCUUCAAAAGGGCUUUAAGCUUUGGUCGGUGUGAUAACAACCAGGUAAUUCAGAUUGGCCAACCUCAAUCUGAUGAGGCGAUAUGA